AGCAAACGAUUUCAAUAGAAAAAACCUUUGUCUACGAACUGCUCUCGAAGAUGGCACUUUUACGCGCAAUACUGUUACUAUCAAUUGGGGCAAGCGUUUCGGCUGUUAAGGUGGCGGUACCUUCAUUGCGCAUUGCAGGUGGCGAGGUUGCAGAAAAACACUCCAUUCCUUACCAGGCAGAUCUCAUAGUGAAGUUUCCCGAGUCUGAAACCCUUUUUCGAACGGGGACUUUAAUUUCUCCCACUUAUGUAUUAACAGCUGCCAAUUGUGUUGUUGAUUCUUCCAAUAUUACCGUAAUAAUGGGAGUCUACAACGUUGAGGAUAAGAAGGAGCCUACAAGACGAAAGUACAAGGGAGUAUCUUAUACUGCGCAUCCACUUUACAAUGCAGAUGGCCUGAACGAUAUUGCCGUGGUGCGCCUGAAUCAAUCUGCUGAAAUCAAUGAGUACAUACAAGUUGCCUUAUUACCACGCUAUAGCUAUUUAUUUACAAAGCCCCUAAUAGGAAAGGUGGCCAAAGUGAGCGGAUGGGGAAACGUCGACGGCAACUCUGAUCCAGAACUGACCGUACUACGUUUCGCCGAGAUCACCAUCAGGCAUCAUACUGAAUGUCGGUCGAAGUUUCCACGCACUAAUUCUGGACAGUUGUGCGGCACCGACCCCGAGAGAUAUUUUGAAAUUAGCGACAUUGGGGCACCUCUCGUUUUAGGCAAAGUUCAGGUUGGAAUCGCAGCAGCAACGACUAUUAUAAACGGCACGGAACGUAGUCCCCAAAUUUACACACGGAUUGAUCGAUACCUACUUUGGAUUGGUUCCAAUACAGACGUCACCAUCGAAUUGUGAUUUUACUCAAUGCCCGAUAAUGUACUCCAAAGAUUAAAUCAUUUCAAAAAGUA
Photinus pyralis (common eastern firefly) is the source of this 895-nucleotide messenger RNA. RefSeq names its product mast cell protease 1-like. Gene Ontology annotation, biological process: proteolysis. Lineage: Eukaryota; Metazoa; Arthropoda; Insecta; Coleoptera; Lampyridae. The record is from RefSeq and is a predicted model, not a curated record. Gene Ontology annotation, molecular function: serine-type endopeptidase activity. Bases 51 to 842 code for a protein of 263 amino acids. The transcript is spliced from 5 exons.